AUCUUUAAUCUCAGCACUCAGGAAGCAGAGGCAGGUUAUCUCUGUAAAUCUGAGGCCAGCCUGGCCUAUACAGUAAUUUCUAAAGUAGCAAAGACUGCAGAGAGACACACUGUCUUAAAAAAUGUUAAUUAACAAAUAACAAAAACUAGAACCUGGAUCAGUUUACGAAGUAAAUCUCUCAUAAUUAUCACAUGAUGGCAUCGAUUCGUGAUCGAAAGUCUCAUCACGCAGAAAUGAGCAAAUGCCACAAUCAUGACUUCAAGCCAGCAAAGUGGAAUACUUCUCAAGAAGAACAGAAACAAAGAUCAGCACUCACUGCCAGACAACCUGGAGAAAAUGGUUUUAUAAGAGGAAGAUCCUCUACAGAAGAACUCAAAACAUCUCCAUUGUCUGUUGUUCCAGUCCUUGCUGUAGCCAUGGCUAUUCGCUUCACUGUUACCACAUUGAUGUGGCUUGCUAUUUUCAUAACUUUGUUGAACAACAAGGACAUUCUGGUUUCCUCAAGAGAGGGUUACUGUGGCCCAUGCCCUGACAACUGGAUAUGUCACAGAAACAACUGUUACCAAUUUUUUAAUGAAAACAAAACCUGGAACCAGAGCCGAGCUUCCUGUUUGUCUCAAAAUUCCAGCCUUCUGAAGAUAUACAGUAAAGAAGAGCAGGAUUUCUUAAAGCUGAUUAAGUCCUAUCACUGGAUGGGACUAGUCCACAUCCCAGAAAAUGGCUCCUGGCAGUGGGAAGAUGGCUCCUCUCUCUCACCCAACCAGUUAACACUGGUGGAAAUACCAAACGGAUUCUGCGCUGUCUACGGCUCAAACUUUAAGGCCUACACAGAAGACUGUUCAAAUCCAAACACGUACAUCUGCAUGAAAAGGGCAGUGUAAAACUUUCAUUAACUAUCUCAGCAACAACCAGGACCAGAGGAUUGUCUCAAGGGAGCCUGGGACUAAUAAACAGAGACUGAAAUAAAAUACCGGGUCUGCUCCUUCCACAGAACGAUUAGUUGGACAUAUUGUGUCCAAUAAAACAAGGGAAGCCUGGGGAGCCAGGGAACCAUGAGCAGGGGUAGAGGGAGCAGGAGAAUCAUGAGUGUGGUUGAGGCCUAUCCAAACCUGAGAAACCUGGUCCUGCCCUACUGGAGGUGGUCAUGUUGUCCAGUAGCCUCUCCCCUUAUAAGGUCAAGUCCAUUGGCACCUGGAAUUCCUCCCAGAUAUCCCUUACUCAUUCUCUAAAGGUAUAAAUAGCCAUUUUCCCCUCAA
Messenger RNA from Mastomys coucha (southern multimammate mouse), 1256 nucleotides. Its product is annotated as NKG2-D type II integral membrane protein. The record is from RefSeq and is a predicted model, not a curated record. Lineage: Eukaryota; Metazoa; Chordata; Mammalia; Rodentia; Muridae. The coding region runs from base 192 to 881 and encodes 229 amino acids. The transcript has 8 exons. Gene Ontology annotation, cellular component: external side of plasma membrane. Gene Ontology annotation, molecular function: signaling receptor activity. Gene Ontology annotation, biological process: positive regulation of natural killer cell mediated cytotoxicity.